AGAAAAGCCACCGAAUGAAACAGUCUCCCUCCACACCCCUACCCCCAACCCCCCAACCCCCUACCACCCACCCACCCACCCCCACAAAACACCCUCCUCUGUCCAGUCUCACGGACCUCAAAUGCCUUUUCCUGCUCCUUCCCUUUCACGAGCAUUGCCUGAAAAGUGAACCCAAAAGUUCUAGGGUUCCGUCACGGACCACAACCCUCCAUUCAAGCUUCUUCCUUUUAUCCAUCUUCCCCUCUGACCCGGUUAACUAAAGCAAACCCUCUUGAAUCUUCAUUUUAUUUUCCAUUUAUAAUUUAUUCUUCCAAGAUCCGACCACUAGAAUCCCCUAUUGUCUAUAUGAGACAAAGAAAACAGCUAAGUAAACAACUACAAAUCUUUCAUCUUUCUUGUCAUUACUAACACAACUCUGUGAAAUAUGAAUCUUUUCUCACAAAGCUUCAAUCUUUCUUCAAUUUCAUGAAUAACCCAUGAGGGAAAUGCUAUAUCUAUAGUGAAAUAUCAAUAUUUUUCUACAAAUCUUGCAUCUUUCUUCAGUUUCUUGAAUAACCCAUGAAGGAAAUGCUACAUCAGUAGUGAUAUAUGAAUCUUUUUCCACAAAUCUUGCAUCUUUCUUCAUUUUUAUGAAUAACCCAUGUGGGAAAUGAUGCAUAUAUAGUGAAAUAUGAAUCUUUUUCCACAAAUCUUGCAUCUUUCUUCAAUUUGAUGAAAAACCCAUUAGGGAAAUGCUACAUCACUAGUGAAAUAUGAAUCUUUUCUACAAAUCUUGCAUCUUUCUUCAAAUUCAUGAAUAACCCAUGUGGGAAAUGCUAUCUCUAUACUGAAAUAUAAAUCUUUUUCUACAAAUCUUGCAUCUUUCUUCAAUUUUAUAAACAACCCAUGGGGGAGAUGACGCAUCAAUAAACAUGGAAGACAUUAUGUUGUUUAAACCAGAUUGGAAAUGGGUAUUGUCAGAAACUCAUUGUUACUCAGUAAUGAAGGCUGUUUGGUGUUUCAACAAUGCGGUUGCUGGUUCAUUGGCUCGGCAUUGGCCCAGUGUUUGCAGAGGGUGUUGGACCCUGGCUAAGGUGUUGUGGUAUUCUUUGGUUAGAUGGAAAGAUUGUUGUGUUCGUGGAUCUAGAUCGCUUUUCGGGUUGGGUACAGCUGCACUUCUUGUGAUUAUAUGGAGUUGUUUUCUUAGUUUGACAUCAAUGUCUUGUGUUCUAUGUGUUCUUUUGUGUAUGGGUGCUGCUGCCUGUGCUAUCCACUACCUGGGCCACACACCUGGUGUAUUUAUAGUAGGGUUAAUUGCAAUAUUGGUUUUGUGGAUGUAUGGGAACUUUUGGAUCACUGGCACAUUAUUUAUUGUUGGAGGUUACUUGUUUUCCCGGAAACAUGCACAGUUGGUAGUUUUAGUCGCAACCUUAUACGCUCUACAUUGUGUAAAAGUUCAAGUUGGAUGGUCCGGGUUUUUGGUAUCGAUUAAUCUUGCUUUCAUAUCUAACGAUGCAUUAAACUGCAUCCUCAAGUGGUGUGACGAAUUGAGUGAAAAAACACAAUUCGAGGAACCGAAUUUUCCAGAUUCAUUUGUUGAAGAUGAAAUCAGACCAACAGAGAGCGAGUUCUUCGAUUCUACCGAUGAACCCGAGAAGGUGAACCCUACGGAUGAAACCGAGAAAGAGAAAGCGAAACCGACUGUUGAACCCGAAAAGGUGCAACCCUGUGAACCUUUAAGCAAAAAACCAGAUCCGACACCAGUUGUUAUAAACAAACCGAAGGAAUCAACUCCGGCUGCUGUGGUGAAAACCGAUGUAAAUGCAGUUAAUGAGAUGAAAAGAAUUAUUGCGUGUGCGGAUCAUUAUGAAGCAUUAGGCUUAUCGCGUUAUAAGAAAAUCGAUGCUGCUUUGUUGAAGAAAGAAUAUAGGAAAAAGGCCAUGCUUGUGCACCCUGAUAAAAAUAUGGGAAGCCCGCUGGCAAGUGAAUCCUUUAAAAAGGUUCAAUGUGCAUAUGAGGUUCUUUCUGAUUCUUUGAAGAAAAGAGACUAUGAUGAACAAUUGAGAAAGAAAGAAUCAAAGUCACUGUCUCACCGUUCUCCUAGCACUUCCCAUCAGGAGAAUCCUGAUUACUGCUCCGUGGAAUCAAGACGAAUACAAUGCACAAAGUGUGGACAUUCGCAUAUAUGGAUAUGUACAAAUAGGAUAAAGUCGAAGGCAAGAUGGUGCCAGGAUUGCUGUCAAUAUCAUCAAGCCAAGGACGGGGACGGGUGGGUGGAAUACAAAGGCUCCCUCAGCUUCGAUCGUCCAAACAAGGUGGAAAUACCGCGUGCUUUUGUUUGUGCCGAGAGCAAAAUAUUUGAUGUUUCAGAAUGGGCCAUUUGCCAGGGGAUGGGGUGCAGGCCAAAUACACAUCGACCAACGUUUCAUGUAAACAUGGUGGGACUGGAGAAACCCGAGAGAUCCAACUCGAGCAGGUUUCCUUGGGAUUUCGAUGCGAAAAUGGCAGAUGAAGAUGAGGAGUUUGAGCUAUGGCUUAAGCAAGCGCUUGCUUCUGGUUUAUUUAGCGAAACCUCGAAACGUAGAAAAAGCUGGGGACCCUUUAAGUUACCUCAGAAGAAAGGAACCAAACAUCGGAUGUCUCAAUGAGGAAUGGGAAUGGGAAUGGGAAUGGGAAUGAGAAAUGGGAAUGGAGUUGUAAAUAGUGUUGUGCAUUAGAUUGAUCAUGAAUGUAUGAUAAUAAAGCUGUCUGUGUCAUGGUACAGUGAACAUCACAACUCUUGCUCCGAUUUAAAUAGACACUUAAUGCUCUCAGAUAUUUCAUUUCCAGUUUUGGUC
Molecule: messenger RNA, 2816 nt
Organism: Helianthus annuus (common sunflower)
Lineage: Eukaryota; Viridiplantae; Streptophyta; Magnoliopsida; Asterales; Asteraceae
Exons: 9
Coding region: 912-2627 (571 amino acids)
Source: RefSeq, a predicted model, not a curated record